AUGCGAACCCAGAAUUAUUCCAUCAACCGAAAAUUGGAUCCAAAAGCACGUGUUGAUGUUGAUACUCGCGCUCGACUGGGCUUCUACACCAUAUGCAAGCAACAAAGCAUAUUCAAUAUCGAGCCGCGUACGGCUCUGAGCAUCUACAAUGACUUCGUUGCGAAAACGAAAACAACUUCCCAUAGCGACAACGUUUUGCGGAUAGUCGAGAAAUACAACCUCCGAUUGAUUGAUAUUACAUCUCUUGCGAUGGCCACAUUCAAAGUACCCGAUCUCAGCAAUCCAGAGAUAAGAGCUCGACUGCCGCCUAGUCAGCACAAAGAAGUCGCUGUUAUGCUUCUGCAAGGAUGUGCGCAAGCUGGGGAUCCUCUCGCGAUCGUACACAUCCUGACUGUCGUCUACCUUGGCAGUUUGGGCAACCAGCCCGCUCAAGAGAUUGCAAGGCUCUUUCCACAGAAAGAUAUCGCCCAAUACCGCCAGCUGCUCGACACGAUUGACUUGCAGACCUUGGAAAAGACUCCAACUCUAGUAGUUGAAGUUUUGACUCUAAGAGGACUCUUCCUUGAGCAAGCAGGACAGAAGCAAGAGGCCAUAAAAGCAUACCAAGAAGCCAUCAAGCCUUCAACUCUUAAUGAUCAAACUGGAAGGCCAUUAACACAUGCGAUGCAAUUUCCCAUUAUAGCACCCUGGAAUGCGCUCGGUUAUCUACUCAAGGCAGACAAAGAUCCGAAAGUACAGGCAGAAGCCCAGUCAUAUUUCCAGAAAGGCGCUCUCGAAGGUGAUGAUCCGCUUUCAUACUACGAACUCGCAGCCUAUGAGCCGAAAACAAGCGAAAAGUGGUUGCGGUAUACGAGCAAAGCAGCAGCAUCCGGUCACAGACAAGCCAUACUGGACCUCACUGGCUUCUAUCAAGAAGUGGCAGCAUCGAACUCGUCUGUUUUAGAAAACGGUAGCAUACGACAUGCGCUCAACUGGUUACUGACCUGGAGACGCGGAAGCGCCUCGAAGCUUGCGCGAGAGUGGUUACAUGUGGCGUCUGUCGUUGGACACAAACCUUCCAUGUUACAACUUGCGGAGUAUCACAAGUCUAUUGGUCAUGAAGAAGAAUACAGGAAUUAUUUGCGUAUGAUAGUCGAUUCUGACAGCGCGGCCCUUUACAAGGAAGAGGCACCACAGCUUGUGCAAGUUGCGAGGUUGCGGCUUGCGGGAACCCGGUAA
Molecule: messenger RNA, 1218 nt
Organism: Alternaria viburni
Lineage: Eukaryota; Fungi; Ascomycota; Dothideomycetes; Pleosporales; Pleosporaceae
Exons: 2
Coding region: 1-1218 (405 amino acids)
Molecular function (GO): protein binding
Source: RefSeq, a predicted model, not a curated record